Sinocyclocheilus anshuiensis is the source of this 2409-nucleotide messenger RNA. Its product is annotated as vasoactive intestinal polypeptide receptor 2-like. Gene Ontology annotation, molecular function: peptide hormone binding; vasoactive intestinal polypeptide receptor activity; G protein-coupled peptide receptor activity. Gene Ontology annotation, cellular component: plasma membrane. The annotation marks the transcript as partial. The transcript is spliced from 10 exons. NCBI's taxonomy places the organism in Eukaryota, Metazoa, Chordata, Actinopteri, Cypriniformes, Cyprinidae. Gene Ontology annotation, biological process: adenylate cyclase-modulating G protein-coupled receptor signaling pathway; cell surface receptor signaling pathway. The record is from RefSeq and is a predicted model, not a curated record.
GCAUCAUUAGCAGGAACUGCACUACGGAAGACUGGUCCGACGUUUAUCCCAGCAUCCACAGCGUUUGCUUUGAGCCCACCCCGAAUGGAAGCAAGCUUGUUUUCUACACGGUGAUGAAGACCCUUUACACGCUCGGACACAGCCUCUCUCUCAUCGCGCUCAUCACCGGCAGCACAAUCCUCUGUCUGUUCAGAAAACUCCACUGCACCAGGAACUACAUCCAUCUGAACCUGUUCUUCUCGUUCAUACUGAGGGCCAUCGCUGUGCUGGUUAAAGAUGCCAUUCUGUUUUCCCACGAGAAUGUAGAAUGUACAAAGCAGCCAUCACUGAUUGGUUGCAAGGCCAGCCUGAUCAUCUUCAACUACUUCAUCAUGGCAAACUUCUACUGGUUGCUGGUGGAAGGGCUGUACCUCCAUACUCUACUGAUGGUCAUCUUCUCUGAGAACAGACACUUCAUUAUCCAUCUCCUCAUUGGCUGGGGAUUCCCCACCGUGUUUGUGAUUCCAUGGAUUGUGUGUAGGAUUUACCUUGAGGACACAGGAUGCUGGGAGAGAAAUGAUGCUCCGAUUCCCUGGCGGGUGAUUAACUGGCCAAUCAUGGCAUCUGUUAUUUUAAACUUUAUUCUGUUCAUCAGCAUCAUUCGAAUCCUGGUCCAGAAACUGAGGUGUCCUGAUGUCGGAGGAAACGAUCAGUCCCAGUACAGGAGGUUGGCCAAAUCCACACUUCUCUUGAUCCCUCUCUUUGGCAUCAACUAUGUUGUUUUCGUUUACAUCAUAGAUGAAAAUGGAGAGAUGGAAAACUAUAAAAUAUUCUUUGACCUUGGUCUGGGAUCUUUUCAGGGCUUGGUGGUUGCGAUUUUGUACUGUUUUUUGAAUAGUGAGGUCCAGAGCGAACUCAAGAGGAAGUGGCGGAGUUUGCGUUUAAAGCGUUACAUUGGUCGCGACUACCGUCUGCACAGUUCGUCCAUAUCCAGGAACGGCACAGAAAACAUGGCCCAUCGGAACUCCAGAGCCCAGUCUUUCCUACAGACUGAGACCACCGUGGUGUGAGACAUCCAGAAGCGGCGCUAUAUGAAUCAUGCUUUUACUUCACUGCCCCUCAGCUAACAACUUCAAAAGCUUUAAGCUGAAGAGGACAAAGCUUUCUGAAACAUGAGAUUGACAUGCAGGAGACAUGAUGAGGAUUCAGCAUCUCUGAGGCACAACACUGUUUUGUCAGUAUACAAUGCAAAAUCUCGUUUCAUAGCAAAUUUUGCUAUAAACCACCAAAAUAGCACACUAAACCAAACCUCUGUGGGAUAGUAUUGGUGGCAUUAAAAACUACAAUUCCAUUUUUGCAGAUGCUGAUUAUAUAUACAUUGCUCUUUUUAAACUCUUUCAUUGCAUUAGGGUCAGAUUAUAUAAUAGUGUUAUGUAAAUGCUACUUAAGGCCCACAGCAAUUUUCUUAGACGUUAAUGGAGAUGCAGCACCAUGCUAUCAACACAUGAAAACUCAGCCACCUCACCAAGAACAUGUCUUGAAUGAAUGCAAGAAGUGGGUCACCUCUAUGCCAAACUCAAAUGUGAGGUUUUAUAAAGAGGACAUUAUAGCUGGAGGUGUCCACAUUAGCCAGGGACUCAUUUCAGGAGAGUAUGUCUUACUUCAGAUACAUGUUGAAACUGAAAAGUCAGUCGUGCAUUCAAACGAAAAAUGGUGAUUGUAAGAAAAAGCAAACAUUCUUGCACUGAUAUUGAACUGUUCCUGCAUCUACAGCAUUUCAUAAUGUCAUUUUGUCAUUAUACUACCCCUUGGAUUUUUUCCCCCUCUUAUAUACCUUGAAGAAAAGCCACAGUAUGAGAAAAUGUGAACUGGGAUACAAGAUUAUAUAAGAUAUGUAUAUUCUAGCACGUGAAUAUAAUUCAUUAUUGUCUGAGGAGAUUCAGUAUAGACUUAUGAAUGAAAUGACAAAUAUGUGGCAUAAAUAUUUAGUUCGCCCACAAAAAGAUGUGUCCAGUGAUGAACCAAACCACAACUCGCUGAUAUUACUCCACAAACUCUUUUAUUUCCACUGAUCCACUGAUCAGUCAUUUUAAUAGAAGGUGUUUCUGAUUAUUUUUGCUUUUGUGUUGCUCUGCCUCACAUUGUCAGGGGGGUUGGGGAAUUGUACACUGCAAUGGAUCCUGCGGUCUGUGCUCUUUCCAUUCAACUGAAAAACAGAUAAUUAAUCCAGUAGACAGUUGGAUGCAGAUUUAGGUCAAGUGAACUGACAAAACAGUGAGUGUGAGGGCGUAUGAAAGUGACAUUUCAGUGUGAGCUGUGCUCUGCGUUAUUGUUGCAAACAGAUUCUAGGAACUGCAGUCCAGAGACUUCACAAUGGAUUGGAGAGGAGAUCGGAUCUCUUACAGCCAGGCCUGAAGAGCGAGAGGUCCC